Molecule: messenger RNA, 1752 nt
Organism: Xylaria bambusicola
Lineage: Eukaryota; Fungi; Ascomycota; Sordariomycetes; Xylariales; Xylariaceae
Exons: 2
Coding region: 132-1403 (423 amino acids)
Source: RefSeq, a predicted model, not a curated record
GGGGUUUUCUUGGCAUACCCCUGCAUGCACUAAACCAGAUAGAGACCGAGGUGACUUGACAGCAAAGCUGCGUGCUCCACAGGUUACCUAAGAAUCUAACAUGGUCCUGGAGAGAUGUAGGUUUCAACAAGAUGAAAUGGCUUCUCAAUAGCAUUCCGAGGUUCGAAGCCCGCCAUGUCUUAUUUGGAUAUAGAACACGAUCCCUAAACACUCUCGCCUCAGGUCUUCGCCAUGCAGAGCGAGUGAGUGUGCCUGUGGGCUCGUCUGGCAGUGUACAUAUCGAUCUGCAUAACUUAGCUAAGGUCUCGUCAUCCGAGCCACUGCUAGUCUACUUGCCACCGUACUCCACGGCGGCCCCCGCGAGUGAUGUAACACACUUGCCAAGGUUUGCUCAGAGAUGUGCAACAGCCGUGAUUCAUUACCGUUGGAUGGAAUCCGAGCCCAAUGAAGAAAAAAUAGAGGACUCCGAGUCGGAUGGCGGUGAGGCAUCGGUCCAUCGGCGCUUUCAUCCAGGCUGGCCAGCGCCCAUCCACGAUACUCUGAAGGCUUACACAUGGAUCGUUGAAAAUUUGGCCCCUACGAGUUACGGACGUAGAGAUAUAUAUGUCUAUGGCUCGUAUCUUGGUGCCUCGUUAGCCACUUCAUUGACUCUGACUGAGUCCCAUCCACAUGAGCGGAUGGCCGUCCGGGGAUGCGUGGCCUAUAACGGUGUCUAUAAUUGGACGAUGUUCUUACCGGAUCAUCCUAUCAACAAGCUACCGGUAUCAUCAUCGAGGAACUUCCUGGAAGACAUACUCUCUCUUCCUGCAGAUCCAGAGUUCCAGGGGAUGAAGCAAAUGACGGACGAACUAUUUAAUAAGCCCGGCGAUUUGUUCGAUCCGUUUGCCAGCUCUUGUCUUCUAUUUCACACGCCAGGGCUCCUCGUCCCUCCAUCUUUCAACGAGUCUGCGAUUGCUCCCUCAUCUGCUCUAGCUGACCUGUCAUGGCUGCCUGACGAGGCGGUAGAGGAGCUCAUGCCUCUCAAGCAUCCCCGGAAAAGCCCGCUAGUCUUUCCUCCUCGCAAGUCAACGCUGAAAAUUCCCGAGACGCUGCUAAUACAUGAUACGCCGCCGCCUCUCCCACCAUCCUGGCUGAGGAGACUUCAGCGACGGAAGAAGAAGAACUUUGGGAAUAAUUUUCGAACCCAGGCGGAGGAGCUGGCUAGUUAUAUGCGCAGGAGUAUUAAUAAGAUUGAACUCAGGGAGCGUAUGAAGUGGGACGAAGAUAUGGAUGAUUGGAAUGACGAGGCCUAUAGGCGGAUCCAGGUGCAUGAAGCGAAUGACAAUGCCAGUGCUGACGGCCUUGCUUUUAGGUGGUUGGAAGAUCGAAUGCUUAGGAGCCCAGCCACGUACCAGACCUCGUAGCUUUGAGAUAUCAAUUCAUGCAUUUGAAGGCAUUUUCAAUAUCGUAUGGCAUUAAAUAUGCGGCUGAUCGCGAUCUUUUACUACUUUACUAGGUGCCUACCAACUUUGAAGAUAGCACAACGCUACCCUGAUAGAUGUGUAGGUAGGCAUACGUGUGUGAGCCCUCAUGCCUAGGUAUCCUUAAUAGCUCAAGGGGACUGAGCAUAACGUAGAUUUUAGCCCCUACCUGCUGUGCAGGGUGCGCCGUUUCUGUUUCGGUUAAUUUCAGAGUACCUAGGUAGAUACUUAAUUCGAAAUGGCUUUAUCAAGCUGAAUCUCUUGUAAGAUACUUAGGCGAUCGUAGUUCGAG